AUGGUGGACAAUAACGCUGCACAAUCUCCUCCAUCAUCAGAAAAUACUUCGAAUAUAAACCAAUUWAAAUUGGGUUCAUUCAGUCUCCAAUCUGGUGAAUCUAAUAAAACUUAUCAGAAAACCGAUGGUUAUCCACAAGUUGGAUAUUCAAAUGAAACAAAUUCUUCCUUGAGUAGGACCGUACCGCAAGGUGGUCAAUCAAGUGACCCUGUUCCAAACCAAUCUAGUUUCAAGGAAAAAUCCGAUGCAGGCAAUUAUUACCUUAACAAAGAAAUUGUCCCGCAAGAACGAAAUAACCUCACCGAAGUUAUAAAAACUUCAGCAACUCCAGCACAAAAUGAUAAGCCUCUUGUCCAAAGUUCGCUUGUCCAAAGUCCUCCUGUCCAAAGUCCGAUCAGCAGCAGCAGCAGCAGUCCAAAUGAAGACAUCAGCUCGUUAUCAGGAUCGGAAGAAAAUGAGAAAGCAUCCACAAAAGGUGCACAAGAAUCAAACGAUGAAAGCUUUGACCUGAUGGAAUCGAAUUCUGGAUCUGGRAGUGGAAUGGUUUCAACUAUUAAGGGUGUGGAAGCCGAAAACAAUGACGAUGAAAGUAGUGGAGAUGAAAGUAGUGCUGUCGAGGAUAGUGUAACAACUGGGAAUGAAGAAUACUCAACUAUCUCCAAAAUGCCAGGAAAUCAACCAGAAAGUGCACCUAACUCAUACCCUGCUCCAAGUAUAAGCCCAAAUAAGGAGAACUAUGAUAACAGAAGUGAAGAAGCUAGWGUGUCCACUGCUCAGUCUAGUGAUAACACAGUGGAAAAAUACGUAACUGGCKCAAAAGAGGAUUGGASUUUGAAUAGUGGAGCAAAGUCGGUGCAAYCAGGMCAUGAAAAUUAUGAUGUAAAUGCAGGUUCRCAAAAUGUACCUGAGCAGAAAAAUASUGAMAAUACCACCCAAUACUCGACAGACCAAUAUAAUAGCRUGAGCCAUAGCACAGAAAGCGCUUUAGACACAAAUKCAAGCAGCAUUAGUACAGUACAAGGUUCUSUUGSUAGGAACGARAAUACAAAUGYUAACYCUGAGCCGGUUGUCAACAAGCAAGGUAYUGUCGAUGAAAAUGUAAAUUCUUAUGAAAGUGGUGACAGCAGUGCCUCAGGAACYGACGAAGAAUUU
Exaiptasia diaphana is the source of this 1152-nucleotide messenger RNA. Its product is annotated as striatin homolog. The transcript has a single exon. The record is from RefSeq and is a predicted model, not a curated record. NCBI's taxonomy places the organism in Eukaryota, Metazoa, Cnidaria, Anthozoa, Actiniaria, Aiptasiidae. The annotation marks the transcript as partial.